UGCUAGCGAGACUGCUGAAGCAUUACUUACCUCAGCAGCGAACCUGUUCAUUGUUACAUCACAAGAUGAAGAUUCUGGAUAUGGAAAAAUUUGGGGGGGAAGUGACAAUCGGCGCGACUGUGGCAACCGGGUUUGAAUUUACAGCGGUCGACGAGAUAACAAAGAAAAUUGAUGUGGUUGAUUAUGACAUCACACAAGGAAAAGUAUUUUUCACAGCAACGAGCGAAUGUUUCGCGAAAAUACAUCAGUUAAGAUCGGUGGAUAAAUUGUUUCUCGUCGUUAAAAGGUAUGAGAAUUAUGUCUAUGAUGUCACAAAGGAAGUUGAAUUGGAGAGAAUUGGCUCAGUCGCGUUCGAGUUGCCGUGGGAACAGGUGGAAAAAUAUUGGAACGAAAAUCGACCUUUUUGUAUAAAAAUGAAUAAGUUUCAAAAACAGAAAUUGAGAGAAAGGAAAAAGAAAAGAAGGCAAUUGAACUUGGAUGGCUGUGGGGGUGGGGAUGAAGAGGAUUCGGACUUGGAGGUUUGGGAGAAAAGUACGGAUGUAAAUUUCAGAGUUACGUGUAAUCGUGUCGGGAAAAAACAGAGCGUGACAUCACCAGAAGCGGAAUAUAAGUUCGGGGGGAAUGUGCAAGAUGCUACAGGAUGGAAUGUUAACUUAAGUUGCUAUAACUUGGAAGUUCUGCUGGAGAUUGGCCUCGAUUCAUUGAUGGUGGCGUUGUCACUCACCCCGUUCAGUUUGCACCAUAGAAAUAUCGAAUAUUUUGGACGAACGACGCUGAGGAGCACAAUCGCUUAUAAUAUGUUGAUGUUGUGUAAGUUAAAGGUGGGGGAGGUUGUAGUUGACCCUAUGUGUGGCACAGGUUCAAUACCGCUGGAGGGGGCUAUGGAGUGGAAGGGGUGUUUGCAUGUGGGGGGAGAUAAUAGCGGGGCAGCGAUGGAGAGGGUGUCUGGGAAUGUGGGUGUAAAUAAUGGGGGUUUGGGAGUGAAUUUGGAAAAAGGUGAUAAUUUGGGGGUGAGUCAAGUAAAAAGAGACAGUUUUGAGGUUAAUGAAAAUGGAAAUCGCAAUUUGGAGAUAAAUACUGAAAAAAUAUCCGAAGAAAAGUUGAAAUACCCAGUUGAAGUUAUACGAUGGGAUGCAACACGAUUGCCUUGGAGGGAUUCAACAAUUGAUGUUUGCGUUACUGAUCUACCGUUCGGCAAGCGCAUGGGGUCUCAGCAUGAUAACAGAGUAUUGUACCCAAGGUUCCUACAUGAACUGGCACGAGUAUCAAAAGUUGGGACGUCACGUGCGUGUUUGUUAACUUAUGAUCGACGCUCAGCGUUGAAUGCGUUUUCGAAGCUUAAUAAAUUAUGGAGCUUAAAAAGGACCGUGAAUGUGAACAUAGGCGGCCUACGCGCUGCUGUUUAUUUACUUGGGAGGACAAAACAUAAGUUUGUUGUUGGAGAGGAUUUUAAUUUGGAAGAAAAGAAAAAGAAGUUUCAAAAAAAUGAAACAAAAAAUAAGAAAAUUUCGGAAGAAUUUAAAAAACUAGACAUUUCAAUUUGAUGCAGUAUUUUAAUUGUUAAGUAACCAUAGCAAAUGUUUUUAACCAAAGCCUGUGUCGUAUUUUAUAUUAUUAUUGUUUAAAAACAAAUUACGACCACAAUUUAGACUUGUUCACAGGAUUGUGUGUCUAACUAUCCCUGCCUCCCCUGUGUUUUAUAAAGUUUGGCGCCUAUGACUUAGUCUAUGUGUUUUUUAUCUAACUGUGUGCCAUUCUGAAAUAGCUGCUUUUUAUUUUUUAUGGUUGUAUUUAAAGCAAAGAUUCAACCUUAACU
Molecule: messenger RNA, 1816 nt
Organism: Ciona intestinalis (vase tunicate)
Lineage: Eukaryota; Metazoa; Chordata; Ascidiacea; Phlebobranchia; Cionidae
Source: RefSeq, a predicted model, not a curated record